AGAGGAAAUUGCAGGCGGGGUUUGGUGUGUGUGUGUGUGAGUGUGUGUGUGUGUGUGUUGAGAAAGUCAGCUGAGAGAUUGUCUGUACUUCAGCGGGAAUAUCGGCUUCUGAGGGAGGAAAAGCAGUGAGAGUGGCCGGACUGCGCUUUUUGGACUUUUUUCCUGCUCCUGUUGCAAGUGAAUGUACAAUCAGGAGGUGAACACUUACUAACAUGGCAGUAGCUGAAUGUCCGGAUUACUUCCUACAUCACCCAAAUUAUCAGGACAAUGUCGACCGAACUGCCAAUCACAGGCCAGCGAAUCUAAUCGGGUCAAGUUUCCAACAGGCAGCCAGUCGGAACUCUCCUAACCACCAAGAGGAUGACGUGGAUCUGGAGGCUCUGGUGAAUGAUAUGAACUCAUCGUUUGAGAGUCUGUACCCCGCGGGCAGUGUGCAGUGCGAGUCUGCCCCCCUGUUACACAACGGCCAGCACACGCACACACAUGCCCACGCACACGCUCAGCCCAUCUCGCCGCACCAGAGACUGCGCCGCUCCCAGCCCAUGCACAUCCUCGCCGUCAGGAGGCUGCAGGAGGAAGAGCUGCAGUUUCGGACAUCGUCUCUGCCUGCCAUCCCAAAUCCCUUCCCCGAGUUGUGUAGUCCAGCCAGUUCACCCACAGCCUGUCCCGGCUCUUUACCUCCGUGUCAAGCCUCAGACAAACAUAUUGUUAAAAUCUUCAGCGAGGAUGGCAUGGGCAAAGUGGUAGAGAUCCCGUCCGGCAUGACGGCGCGAGACCUGUGCCAGCUGCUCGUGUACAAAAGCCACUGCGUGGACGACAACAGUUGGGCGCUGGUGGAGCAUCACCCAUCCUUAGGGCUAGAGAGAUGCUUAGAAGACCAUGAGCUUGUAGUUCAAGUGCAGGCGUCCAUGACUAGCGAGAGCAAGUUUGUCUUCAGGAAGAACUAUGCCAAAUAUGAAUUCUUCAAAAAUCCUCUGAACUUCUUUCCAGAGCAGAUGGUGGCCUGGUGUCAAGAAAGCAACGGGACCAUUCCUCCAUCUCAGCUGUUGCAAAACUUCUUAAACUCCAGCAGUUGUCCAGAAAUCCAGGGUUACCUGUAUGUGAAAGAGACAGGCAGGAAGUCAUGGAAAAAGCUGUAUGUGUUUUUGAGACGCUCAGGAUUAUACUACUCGACGAAAGGAACGUCAAAGGAACCAAGGCAUUUGCAGUUACUAGCAGACCUUGAAGACAGCAACAUCUUUACUGUAAUAGCAGGCAAGAAGCUUCACAAUGCACCAACAGAGUACGAGUUUUGUAUAAAGCCCAACAAGGUCCGGAGUGAGCAGAAGGAACUGAGAAUGUUGUGUGCGGAAGACGAGCAGACCAGAACGUGCUGGAUGACGGCCUUCAGAUUGUUUAAGUAUGGAAUUCUACUUUAUCAGAACUAUAAAAUCCCACAGCAGAGAAAAGCUUUGCUCUCACACUUCCCAGCACCAAUGAGGAGUGUGUCGGAGAACUCUCUAGUAGCCAUGGAUUUCUCAGGGACAAUAGGCAGGGUGAUUGACAAUCCUGUGGAAGCUCAGAGUGCUGCUCUGGAGGAGGCCCAUGCCUGGAGGAAGAGAAGUCAGCGCAUGAACACUUUGGGGAGCCCUAGUCCACUCCACCCCUCAUCGUUAAGUGGAGUGAUACACAAAACUCAGCUUUGGUUUCACGGUCGAAUCACAAGAGAGGAAUCGCACAGGCUGAUGCACCAACAGGGCCAAGUGGAUGGAUUGUUUCUGUUGAGGGACAGCCAGAGCAACCCGAAAGCCUUCGUGCUUACCAUGUGUCACCACCAGAAAAUCAAACACUUUCAAAUUUUACUGUGUGAAGAGGACGGUCAAAUGUUCUUCAGCCUUGAUGAUGGCACCACCAAAUUCACGGACCUGAUCCAGCUGGUGGAGUUCUACCAGCUCAACCGAGGAGUUCUGCCUUGCAAACUCAAGCACCCCUGCACCAUGGUGGCCUUAUGACCCCCCCAAACCUACCAUUGGUUCUCUGAGAAUUGGAAUGUUUCACCUGGUUUAAUGAUGUGCAAGUGACUUGCUGUCCACCGACAAGUACUCUGCAGGCAUUCCUAUAUGAUUUCCAGAGGAACUGCAAGGGCUAUGAUGAAGCUAUCAAGAAAUCUAUCAAGAAAGAGAAAGAAAGCUAUCGAAAAAGAUCUUAGUUGGCAGCAAGCCUUGAUCCACUGGUAAACUCUAAAGGUUCUUCCUCAUAAAAUCAUCAGAGGGUCCUUUAUGAUGAUCUGAAUAUCCUGUUCAAUGUAAUCAGAUGGUCCGUUGUGUUGGAAAGAUCUCUAUGAUGAUGGAAGACGGACCAUCACAAGGUCCGUUGUUUUGGAAAGAUCUCUAGAGCCUGUAGAGGGUGGAAGACGGACACUUGACAUCUAGUUGGAGUUUGACUUUAAAGCACAGGAAACAACUGAGCUAUAAAUGGUGUAGUCAGAAACCCAAGAGUCAAUUGAAUCCUCCUGUAGAUCUAUCUACGAUUGCUUGGAGCAAUAGGAGGUAGGAGGUCAAAGCACAGGACUGUAAAAGAGACUUUGGACAUGGUUUGUGAACGAAAUCAUACAUUUUGCUCUUUGCUAGGCCUCUUUCUCCAGCUUCCUCCAUCUGGAUUAAAAGAAUGUUACACUGCUCAUAUGGUUUAUAUAUAUAUAUAUAUAUAUAUAUAUAUAUAUAUAUAUAUAUAUAUAUAUAUAUAUAUAUAGUUAAUAAGCUCUUUCAGAUCACUGUCCACUUGACACAGUCCCCUUUUGCACUCUGUUUUGACUUUGUGUCACUGUAAAGCCUUAGCUAAUUUCCAAAUGUUCCACCACCCCUCUGAGACAUCAUUUAAGCAUUUGAAAUGCCCUCUGCUGGCCAUCCAGGGUAAUACAACCUGAAGUGGGUGCUUGGAUCAGCUUCACAACUGCCACCAUUAGACCAGGCACCUUGAAGAGGACAAAAAUUGGAAAAACAGUGGAAGAAUAACCACUACGAUCCCCUGAAAAAUGGCAAACUGCAGGGAGCUCCGUUACAACGGAUGCCAUCUUUUUAUUUUGAGAUGAAAUCAAGGGGCAGGAAUCACCAGAUCUUCUUGUUUGUCCUUUCAGUGUAUUGGUAGAUCAAUAGGACAGUGCACUGUGAAACUUCCAGAACAGCUGGGGCUCUGUUUCCUUUACUGCCUUGUUCAGUAGUAGCACGAUAUAUGGAUGGAUUUGCAACAAUAUUUUCAAAUUGUGACUUUAUGGAAGAGCCAUCUUUAGUAUUUACUUAAUAACAUAUUAAGCUAGAUGGAAAAGGCCUGGCCGCAGUGUCUACGAGCUCUGUUGAGUGAUCAUGAUUACACAGAUAUAAAUGCAAAUGAUGCAAUCAUUUUUAAGUGUUGUUUCCGUGGAUCUAUUUAUUUAUCUGGAUCUGAAUGAUUACUUGAAAUUUAGUGAAUUCUCAGCGCUGUUCUGUACUGCUCUUUGACAAUUUUUUGCAAACAUAUUGAGCCUCAUGUAUUUUAUUUCACCUAAUAUCAGAAAUUUGUUAUACUAACCCUGUUUUAUUGAGCUCGUCACAAUUAUCUGCUGUAUUGUUGCAUUAUACUUCUGGCCUUGUUAUCAUCACCAUUAUGUUCACAAAUACAAACGUUUUGUAAUUUGUAGUUGUCACCAUAUUUCCCCUUUGCUCACUGAUUUUAUUUAGUCUUUCAUGAAAAAGGAAAAGACUCAUACUAAUGAAUUUUUCUAAGAUUUGCACAUUAUUACACUGAUGAAAAUUGGAUGAGUUUUUUAGCUCAUUUUUGCUUGGUUUUUGUGCUGAAGACUGUGGGUGGCCAGAAAUUGGUCCACAACAACCCCACUGUCUUGUGAGGAAACAAAAGCAGACUUUUUUCAAUGUAAUUUCUCUUGUAUUAGCACUUUUUAUUCCUUUUUUUUUUUUUUAACAUCCAUGGAGAAGAUUCCGGGCCAGACAGAAACGUGAAACACAAUACACAGACAGCAUUGCUUUUCAUUGUGACAUGAGGAUGACAUGCCACACUGAAAAGCAAAACCUUCAUUGCAUUGCUCAUUGCUCAGCAGGGGAUUGCUUUUUAACAAUUGAAUGCUGACUUUGCAUUUGAUGUGUUGCGUUGCAUUUCACUUUAAUCAGGGUGUUGCAGUCCUGCCACGCUGAAAUGCAAUAACUGUCCAAUCACAGCCCUAAGGCACACUCGCGGGGCAUUGUUUGUGUUUGGAUUAGAGCCUAAACGCAUCCUAAAAGGAACAUCUAGCUGAAGAAAACUCCACUAUAUCAGCAGUUCGAGGGGUUUUGAUUCAUAUUAGAUGUUGAUUGCUUGGAGCCUUCCUUUCCCUGACCCUCUCUAUCAUUGUAGAAGACCUAUUACAGAUCAAAGAUGUCAUGUGAAAAUGGCUUGCAACAUUCAUAGAAUAAUCAUACUCUCGCAGAAAAAAAAAGUACUAAACCAUGCCUUUCCUUGUCACUGGGGUGGAACUCUCAGGGUACAUCUUUUUUAUCUUUCACAUGGUAAUUUGAAUGGAGUGUAAAAGAUUUGAGGAUGACAUGCCACACUGAACCUUAAGGACCUGUCAUACUUUUUAAUUAGCUUUCAGAGUAUAAUUUACAUGCAUCUUUCCAGGUAAAACACAAAAGGUACGAAAGAUGUACCCUUGAGGGUACGAACCCAGCAACAAGAAAAGAUACAGUUUAGUUACAAUUUACAGGUUUUUUCUGAAUGGACAACCUGAUAUCCCUUUUUGUGUGCAAAAUCAUAGUAAAAGCAAAGAUUCACACAGAAGUUACAGCCUUUUUGUUCAGGUUUUCUCUGCUUUUAUCCUGGUCCAUUCUUUAGUAAACUAUCUUGCUUUAAAGCUUUACUCCACUAAAAAAAGGAAAUCCUCAGUUGUAGGAUUUGAUGAAAAACUUUCAAUGCUUCCUUCAGUUGGGAAAAUUGAAGAAUUCUCACUUUAGGGCUGCUUGGUGCAGAGGCACCAACAUGGGCAGUUUAGUCAUAGCAUUUACGGUUUUUGAACCCUUGCUGUGAUGUGUUGUAUAUUACUCUGUUCUUUUUUUUUUUUUCUCAGAAAAAAGCAGCAGUCAAACCAAACAAAAUUCACCCAGCAGAAAAGGCAUUUCACUGAAGGGGAAAGGGCAUGAAAGAGAUGCAUUUGCUUCUGGUGAUGGUUAUCCGCCUUUACCUAGUUGAACUUUGACCUAUAAUUUUACAAACCUCGUGCAUAUGAGCUAGUAGAAAACAAAUGGGCCAGAAAAAAUGGAGGCACUGCUAAUUAUUAAGUAAUAGUCACAUCGUACUUUAGCCUCGCAGUUUUCUUACUGUUGCUUGGUGCAAACCUGAAAAAAAAAAAUGCCCUGUCUCAUCCCCUAACAUUUUGAGAUUUCCUUGUUAUAGUACAGCAUUGCAGCCCUAGUUUAAUUUGUAGCAAUACCAUUUCAUCUAAAAUUUCAUCGUCUAGUUUCAUCCAGUAACAUUUUUGUGCUGCUUUUGUCCUCAUUAAAAUGAUCCGCAUUCUGAAUCUGAAAGCUCCAGCUCAAAUUCAUUUCUGUCACCUUCACAACACUAACAAAUUAAUACUAAACAAACUAAUAAUUUUUCUGUAUGUCUACACAAUAAAAACUUAAAAAGCCUAUAGAUUUGACACUGUAUAUUAGGUUUAUUUAGGUUUAUUUAGGUUUACUAGGUAUAUUCGUGUUUUGUGUGUGUGUGUUUUUUUUUUGUUGUUGUUGUUCUUGUUGUUUUUUUCAUGAUGGCUUACAAAAUGAAGAAACUUGACCUGUAGUUUUUGUUAUGUUUGUUUAUUUGUUUGUUUGUUUGUUUUGUUUUUUUUUGGGGGGGGGUGUUUUGUUUUUUGGGGUUGUUUGGUUGGUUUUUUGUGUGUGUAAAUAUGUUGUUUUAUUCUGUUUCUCAGUGUUCAAGGUCAUCUAACAUUUAAAUUAAGCUGGUAAAAAAAAGAAACUGGAGUAUGGGGUGAACUUCUUGUGGUCACAGUAACUAUUAAGCUAAAAGUUUUUUCCACAGAAUACACUUUGAAAAUGCUAACCUAGCAUUCUUGGACAGUGUGUUUUUGUUUAUACACAGUGAAAGCUUAAGCAUAAUGUCCUGAUGUUCAGAUGAGCUGGUAUUGUGAAUCAUUUACAGCAUGUGUGAACUGUUGAGAGUACAUCAGCGAAUUAAAUAAAUAUAGAUUUUUUUUAAUAUUUAAAAGAAAUGAAUGUAACUGGGUUGCUCAGGGUUGAUGUGGAGCCUGAUGACACCUGGUCCCCAGGACUGGUGCCGUUUCUAGAAUUUUCUCUAUACUUUCCUAGUCUUUUACCUUUGACAACUCAUGGUGUUAUCAUUGAGUUUUAGGAUAUACCCAUCUUUUCUAGUUUUUGUGUUGUUUUUCAUACCAUUCAACCAUAUAUAGAACGUGAAACAGUGCUAAAAUGUUAGAGUUUCUUAUUGGUUUUAGCUUUACUUUGUUUUAUGAAGCAUAAAAUCCAGCAGGUGCCUCAGACCUCCACCCUUGUCUCCAUUUACACAAACACACUAACCAGAUUUUUGUAUAUAUUAGAUGGCUAGGAUCGGUUUCUGUCUUUCAUAUCUAUAUGGACAAUAGGGCAGCAGUCUUAAUCUGAGACACCUAAAACAUCCAGGUUAGGUGUCCACAGGUGUACACCAGAUGUAAUCUGUGUGGGCACUGGAUAUUAAUGACCUGCAGUGCGUAAGCCCCUUUCUUUAGUAACAGUAACAUACGUGUCUUUGCUCCUCCUGUCACCGUGCAAAAAAGUGUGACUGUACAUACAUAUAGAUAUAUACAUAAAUAUAUGUUUUUCAGGGAAUGAAAACAAAAAGCAAGGAAAAAAAGCUUUUUUUUUUUUUUUUGAAGGUCCUGUAUUGAUAAUGUGCUUUGCUUGGUCUUGUAAAUAGCUGAAUGGCUUAUGCUAACUGUAACCUUUUCAGGUAUUUUUGUACAAAUAAGGGUCUGCUAUAUUCUGUUUAUUGUAAGUAGAAUAAAACAUUAAUACAUUGCUAUAA
Pangasianodon hypophthalmus (striped catfish) is the source of this 7026-nucleotide messenger RNA. It is a transcript of the gene grb10b, whose product is annotated as growth factor receptor-bound protein 10b. The record is from RefSeq and is a predicted model, not a curated record. Bases 213 to 1991 code for a protein of 592 amino acids. Gene Ontology annotation, biological process: negative regulation of insulin receptor signaling pathway; negative regulation of Wnt signaling pathway; insulin receptor signaling pathway. NCBI's taxonomy places the organism in Eukaryota, Metazoa, Chordata, Actinopteri, Siluriformes, Pangasiidae. The transcript has 17 exons. Gene Ontology annotation, molecular function: insulin receptor binding.